Emiliania huxleyi CCMP1516 is the source of this 1839-nucleotide messenger RNA. RefSeq lists its product as hypothetical. Lineage: Eukaryota; Haptophyta; Isochrysidales; Noelaerhabdaceae. The transcript is spliced from 9 exons. Gene Ontology annotation, cellular component: cytoplasm; protein phosphatase type 2A complex. Gene Ontology annotation, biological process: protein dephosphorylation. The annotation marks the transcript as partial. Gene Ontology annotation, molecular function: protein phosphatase regulator activity; protein binding. The record is from RefSeq and is a predicted model, not a curated record.
GAGCAGUCGCUCUACCCGGUCGCGGUCCUCAUCGACGAGCUGAAGCACGAGGACAUUCAGCUGCGCCUCAACUCGAUCCGAAGACUCUCGACGAUCGCCGUCGCACUCGGGCCGGAGCGCACGCGAAACGAGCUGAUUCCCUUCCUCAACGAGUCAAUCGACGAUGAGGACGAGGUGCUCGUUGCGCUCGCCGAGGAGCUGGGCGGAUUCGUCGAGUACGUGGGCGGGCUCGAGUACGCCCCCGUCCUCCUCGGGCCGCUCGAGACGCUCGCCACGGUCGAGGAGACGCUCGUGCGCGACAAGUCGGUCGAGGCGCUCAACAAAGUGUCGCGGCAGGUGCCGGUGGCGCACCUGCUCGAGCACCUGGUGCCGCUGGUGCUGCGGCUCCAGGCCAACGACUGGUUCACCUCCCGUAUCUCCGCCUGCGGCCUCUUUGCCGCCGCAUACGGCGAGCAGCCGCGCCUCCCCUCCUCUCCUCUCCUCUCUCCACAACCCACCUCUCUCUCCGCUCCUCUCUCCGCGGAGAUCCGCGCCUCCUUCACGCAGCUCUGCCACGACGACACGCCCAUGGUGAGGCGCGCCGCCGCCUCCAACCUCGGCUCUCGACAGCUCGCCCAGCCCCACGGGCGCCUGCCCCGACCCCUUGUCGGACCCCCUCUCGGACUCUUCCUGCAGGUGCGGCUGCUCGCAGUCGAGAACUGCGUCGGCGUCGGACAGCUCCUCUCCGUGAGCGCGAACCAGGCCGUCGUGCUGCCCAUCGUGCGGUCCGUGUCGCAAGACCGGUCGUGGCGCGUCCGCCGAGAUCCAGCCGAGAUCCAGCCGAUCUCCAGCCGAGCUCCAGCCGAGCUCCAGCCGAGAUCCAGCCGAGAUCCAGCCGAGAUCCACCGGUCGAGGGAGGGCGACCCCGAGGCGGAGGUACGCACCGCGGCGGCAGUCAAGCUCGCCGCCUUCUCCCGCAUGCUCGCGCCGGAGCUCGUCGUCAGCCAGAUUCUGCCGGCGGUGGCGGAGCUGUGCAGCGACGGGUCGCAGCACGUCCGCGCGUCUCUCGCGUCGGACAUCAUGGGCCUCGCGCCGCUGGUCGGCAAGGGCGCGACCAUCGAGACGCUGCUCCCGCUCUUCCUGCAGCUGCUCAAAGACGAGUUCCCCGAGGCGGCGCCGCCGCAUCCCGCCCGCUCCCGCCCGCGCAGCGCCGUGCGCCUCAACCUGAUCGGCGCGCUGCCCGCGGUCAACGCCCUGCUCGGCGUCGAGCUGCUCGCGACGGCGCUGCUGCCCGCCAUCGAAGAGCUCGCCGAGGACCGGCAGUGGCGCGUGCGCCUCGCGGUGGUCGACUGCAUGCCUCCGCUCGCCGCGCAGCUGGGCGUCGCCUUCUUCGAGGAGAAGCUCUGCGCGAUGUGCGUGCGCUGGCUCCAGGACUGUGUCUACACGAUCCGCGAGUCCGCCAUUGCCAACGUGCGUAAGCUGACCGAGCUGUUUGGGCUCGAGUGGGCGGCGGCUCACCUUAUCCCUAAGGCGACACGCACACGCACACCCACACCCACACCACACCACACCCACCCACCCCACACCGCGCGGCGCGCUCUCUCGACCGUAUCGUCGCUCGCGACCGUCGUCGGCAGCGACGUGCUCUACGGCUCGCUGCUGCCGGCGGUGCUCGGCAUGGUCAGCGACGCGGUGCCCAACGUCCGCUUCAACGUCGCCAAGACGCUGCAGAUGCUGGUGCCGCUGCUCGAGCCGGGCCUCGUCGCGUCGCAGGUCAAGCCGAAACUCCUCGAGCUCAGCGAGGAUCAUGACAAGGACGUGCAGUACUUUGCGCAGAGGGCGCUUGCAUGUUGCGGCUGA